AUGGGAGAAUCGGCUCAAGCGGGAUGCGCGAUGGAGACGGAGGAUGCGCGUGAGGCCCCGUUGACCGUUACAGAGUUCUUCUUGGACCCCAGGCGCUACAACCCGUCCUCCCCAAUCCUCCACAAGGCGGCAAAUGCCGACGGAGAUACCGCGCUUUACGUUGCCGCAAAAGCUGGGCACGACGAAGCCGUGCGUGCGCUACUGGAGGUGCAGGCCACGAAAGUUAACUGGCAAAAUCACAAAGGUAUUACGUCUGUGUCGGUGGCGGCGCACAAGGGGCGCGAGGAGAUUGUGAAGAUGCUUAUAUCAGCUGACGCGGACGUGAACAUCGACAGCAACAACGGCUCAACACCCCUCAUCCAGGCGUCCCAUUUCGGGCAUGCCGAAGUGGUGAAACUCCUGGUCAACGCGAACGCGCUCGUGGACAAAGCGAACCAAAAGGGAACAACAGCGCUAAUGCGCGCAACACAGGAGGGGAACGAAGAGGUGGUCGGCAUACUCGUUGCUGCUGGCGCGGAUGUUAGCAAGCGCAACAACGAGCGCAUGAACGCGCUGAUGCUGGGUUCGCAAAGAGGGCAUGCGGCAAUAGUUCAAGCUCUCAUCCAUCACAAGGCGGACAUCGACGGGCAGACAGCGCAAGGCAGCACGGCCCUGAUGCUGGCAUGUAAACGGGGCCACGAGGAAGUUGUUCGAGUACUACUCACGGCCGGAGCAGAAUUGCACCAAAAGGACAGUCGCGGGAGAACAGCACGAGAUACAGCAUCAAAGCGAAGUCAUGAGUCAAUCCUGGCCAUGUUGCACCCGUCAAAGCAGAUGAGGCUCAUGCAGGACGCGGAGGUUGCAGAAAGGACGCUCGUGCUGCAGAAGGUCUUCAAUCGCUACACGGCAGGAAAGCUACUAGUAACGGAGACACAACCAGACGUUUCGGGUUCGGCGUCUCUUUCAAUGCUUAUCCGGAGCCUCAUCUCGCCAAUAUCCUCCAAUCGAGCAGUUUUCGAGCACAUCGCGAGCUUUAUCCCACUUCCGCGCCUGUGGGAUACUUCAUUGGAAAAGAUUCGCCGGCGAUGCCAUAUUGACGCCACUGAGGCUAUCCGUGAGGCCUUCAGGAUCAUCGAUGAGGUUCUGGCAGACCUAAACUUCGUGCACGGUCCGGAUCAUGGAACUCACCUGGUUCGACUGUGGGAACAUCCUUCACUUGGUCAGCGACUUACACAAGACCUGCACAUGCCGCCUUUGCUGGUGCAAGCAUUAAGAUCCUGGGGAGGAACCCAGGAGAGUGUGACCAGUUUGGCCGGUGGAGAAGUCACCUUCCAACCACGAGUAGCUACGCGGGUGGUUGCGCUUGCAACGGAGCUGGUCAAGUGGUAUCGUACCCACGAAAGUUCCACGUGCUACAUCGUGGACCCAGAUAUUUCAGCAGCCUGUGCCAAUGGCGCCGGGUCAGGACGACUUGAUGGCGAGAUCGAGGGCGAAAGCUCGGACGGGGAAAUGGAUGGCUGAAAUAUUCAGACCCGCUUGUGCAUAACUUGUAGAUGUUGACGUUCCUUGUCCACAACCGGAAGAACCGUUGAAAAUUGCCCGUGGCGUUGUCAGCGUAUGGCUAUUCCAAUAGAGUCGUGUGUUCUAUCUCAAGAUUCGUUCGGGGGCGUUGACGCUGUAAUCUGUUAGACGAGGAUAUGGCGAACCAAAGAUUUCUUAGUUUCUCGACUGCCUCUUUGGCUACGAAUUCCAUGUAAAGUACUGCUAUGCGUUGAAAUGAAGGUACAAAACACUUGCUUGUGUGUUGGAUGGGUACAAGGAGGAGAGUACGAGGCCUCGCCUUAAAUAGACGUUGUUACGGCCUUUGGGAUUUCGUCUUUUGUUAGAAUCGAUAAACAGUGCGGGCGGCGUAUCACAUGAGGGGUUCAGAUAGUACAACGGUGGUAGACGUUGUUGCCGUUGGUAGAAGAGCGAAUGGAACAGUCCAGGGUUGCGUUGCCACUUUCUCGUGUAGACUUUUUGGUGUGCCGGGUGUGGCCGAUCACGCUGAGAUAACCCCCGGUCGUGCACUUACAAGUCGAUGAGGUAGCUGAGGACUCUCUGAAAUGGCAUUCUUGAUCCAUUCUUGAAGGAGGUCUGCCGGUAUGGCGGGGUCCUGAAGCGGACCAACAUGGUAUAAUUAAAUGAUGAACCGCUCGGAUUUGCUACAGGUCGUAUGUGAACGUGCAGCCUUCUGUUCAAGCAGUGACAUGGGUUGCCCCGGCUGUACGGAAGAACGACAAUAAAAUGGAUUCCGUUCCAACCCGUAUGUAAGGUGGGUGUUUGUGGACCUGGUGCUUUGCCACGCCUUCGCAGAAACAAGGUGCUACAGCAGUAGGAAACUUGAAUUGAAGCGUGUGGUAAAAUGGG
This is a messenger RNA of Ectocarpus siliculosus, 2388 nucleotides long. The record is from the annotation of a GenBank genome assembly. NCBI's taxonomy places the organism in Eukaryota, Phaeophyceae, Ectocarpales, Ectocarpaceae.